AUGAUAAGAAUCACCUCCUCCAUCACCUCCUCCAUCACCUCCUCCAUCACCUCCUCCAUCACCUCCUCCAUCACCUCCUCCAUCACCUCCUCCAUCACCUCCAUCACUCCUCCAUCACCUCCUCCAUCACCUCCUCCAUCACCUCCUCCAUCACCUCACCUCAGAACAAAACUCACGCCGUCGACUUCAGGACGACUGUUGCAGAGAGAGAGAGACCGCAGGAUUGGCAGAGUGUCAGCGCUGCCCACCGUCUGCUCAGCUGUCCGCUCCUCACCCAGUCACUCACAGCAAUACAGGGGCUUUGUCAAUCAUCUAUCAGCCGAGCCUCACCAGAAACACAGAGAGAAGUGA
Messenger RNA from Knipowitschia caucasica, 351 nucleotides. Lineage: Eukaryota; Metazoa; Chordata; Actinopteri; Gobiiformes; Gobiidae. The record is from the annotation of a GenBank genome assembly.